AUGACUCUCGCUGGACGCGCCUACACCUCAGCUGGACAGGCGGCUGCGGCGCGUAAGUCUAUUGCGGUCCUUCAGGUCUUCCAUGCCAAAAUCCUCGCAUCCGCCGAGUCUGGCCGGGACCCUGCUACCCUCAGAAAUCUGAGGAGCGCGACAGACCUGGCUCUACGCGCCACCAAGACCACUGCCCAGGCGAUUUGGAGAUCGAUGGCCAGCCUUGUGGUGCUCCAGCGCCAUUUAUGGUUGACGCUGAUGGAGAUGAAGGAUAAGAUCCCCUUCCUCGAUGCUCCUGUCUCCCCCAAGAGCCUUUUCGGCCCAGCGGUCGAAGGGUUUGCUGAACGCUUCACAAAGCUGACGCAGUCUGAACUGGUUUGCACUCCUUUGUUUGAUCUCAACCAAGGAACACGGAGCAGCUGGGAAGGCUUGCUGGGACCCGUCUUGCCCUCUCGGAUCACUGCAGUAACAUCACUCACUGCUCCUGGAGUGACCCUACUAACUGGAAACUGGAAAAAGCACAGAGCAACAAAUAAGAUUUUGGAAUUGAAGAAGCCAUCCUGCACAGACGCCUUAGUGCUCCACCGUGAUCCAAACCCAGAGGCUAAAGCUGAGGAUGGGCCUUUUAUAGUCAGUAUGGACGAGGACAACUCGCUCCAAGACAAGCGGCCAGUUGCAUCUACGCCUAUACCUGGAUCACCAUGGUGUGUAGUGUGGACAGGUGACGACAGGGUGUUUUUCUUCAAUCCCACCAUGCAUUUGUCAGUGUGGGAGAAACCAAUUGAUCUGAAAGACCGCGGAGACCUCAAUCGAAUCAUCGAGGACCCGCCACAUAAACGCAAGAAAGACUCUUUAGACGAUGGCUCUAAUGUUGAUGCUGAUGAUGAUGAUGAAGAGGAACAUAGUUCAAAGACCAAGCGCUACAAACUGGACCAUCCUGUUGAGUGUGAAGGAAAAAACGGAUCAUCUCUUCGGAUGGUUUUACCGUUGGAGCUCCGGAUCGGCCACUUCAGAGACAUGCUUCUGGAAAGAGUGUCUACACCAUAA
Messenger RNA from Sinocyclocheilus grahami, 1038 nucleotides. RefSeq names its product transcription elongation regulator 1-like. Gene Ontology annotation, molecular function: transcription coregulator activity; RNA polymerase binding. The transcript is spliced from 9 exons. Gene Ontology annotation, cellular component: nucleus. Bases 1 to 1038 code for a protein of 345 amino acids. The record is from RefSeq and is a predicted model, not a curated record. NCBI's taxonomy places the organism in Eukaryota, Metazoa, Chordata, Actinopteri, Cypriniformes, Cyprinidae.